AUGGACGACGAGGAUGAGCUUCUCAUGCUCUACGAUGGCCCUACCGUUGUGCUCGAGGAUCGGGAUGUACGUUCGAUCGCGAAGUACAUGAAGUCCCCACAGUGCAAGCGAGUGUUUGUGAUACUUGGUUCAGGUGUCAGUGUGGCCUCCGGAAUCCCAGACUUCAAAUCGCCAAAGACAGGACUAUAUGCCAGCCUCGCCCAACUCAACCUCCCCUACCCCCGCGCAGUCCUCGAGCUCAACUAUUUCCGCUUCAACCCGCUUCCAUUCUACAAAUUCACGCGCGAGCUGUAUCCGCGCCGAUUCCGGCCCACGCUCACCCACAGCUUCGUGAAGCUCCUCGCAGACCGCGGGCUCCUGCAUACGUGCUUCACGCAGAACAUCGACACGUUGGAGCGGCAGGCGGGGAUCCCCCCGGAGCAACUCGUUGAGGCGCAUGGCUCCUUCGCGUCGCAGCGCUGCAUCGACUGCAAGCGGCCCGUCGAUGACGAGCGCAUGCGCGCGGCGCUCGAGGAGGGCAGGGUGCUCUACUGCGAGAAUGCGGCCUGCAAGGGGCUGGUGAAGCCCGACGUGGUCUUCUUCGGAGAAUCAAUGCCUGAAGCGCUCGCGGGCUCGAUGCCCAAGAUCGACAGCGCGGACCUGCUCUUCGUGGUCGGCACCUCGCUCACCGUGCAGCCCUUCGCGAAGCUGGCCGCCCUCGCUCCUGCGCACUGCCCACGCGUGCUCAUCAACCUCGAUUUCGCGGGCGACAUCGGCAUGCGCCCGGACGACGUGCUCCUCUUCGGCAAGUGCGACGACGUCCUCCGCGACCUCGCGCGCGCGCUCGACUGGGAAGAGGAUCUGGACGCGGAGUGGGUCAAGACCGCGCUGUCACCGGACGCUGCGCCGCCGCCGUUCCCCGUCCCGGAGAACGUGAACGUGCUGCGGGCGGUCGCGCCACACGAACAAGUAGAAAUGGGCAAGGCGGGGUCGCCGGGCACGAACACACCGACGUCCGCAGAGUGGGCUGAGAAGCUCGUCGUCACCGAGUCGCUCUCGGAGCGACUCCGGAUGGCGCUGGAGUCGUCAGAGAAGAUCGUUCCCCUCCUUGAGGACGCAGCGGUGGCGUUCGCCGCGCGGACGCUGAGCGCGGAGGAGCUCGUGUGGGCGUCGAACGUUGCGUGCGAGUCGCCUGUAAAUGAUGGUUUACUCGGUGUGGGCGUGCCGGCGAUAGCGGUGAUGAGCGAGUCUUGA
Molecule: messenger RNA, 1233 nt
Organism: Epithele typhae
Lineage: Eukaryota; Fungi; Basidiomycota; Agaricomycetes; Polyporales; Epitheliaceae
Product: DHS-like NAD/FAD-binding domain-containing protein
Exons: 7
Coding region: 1-1233 (410 amino acids)
Molecular function (GO): NAD+ binding
Source: RefSeq, a predicted model, not a curated record